CAGACUUCGCACGCAUUCCCCAUUCUUCGAGCUCCACAGCCAUGGUCUCCCAGUCCCAACAGCCACCCUCGCCGCCGCCGCCGCCGCCCGAGCCGACCAGCAUUAGCUCUUUGACCGACGACCUCCUCCGUGAGAUCUUCCUCCGCCUACCGGACCUCCCGACCCUUGUCCGCGCGGCCUUCACCUGCCGCCCCUUCCUCUGCCUGGUCCGCUGCUCCCCGGCCUUCCGCCGCCGCUUCCGCGAGCUCCACGCGCCGCCUCUCCUCGCCCUCUUUCUCACACCCUACAUGGACGCCGUCAUCCCUUCCGCCAGCCGCAGCCCCGACCCGGACACCACUGCCGCCUUCGCCGAUUUACUCGGAGACGACGACGCCACCGAGUGGGGGACAGAUUCCCAAAUUCCCUACUACGACGGGUACGUCGCCUUCGUCAACCCGAGCACCGAUCAGACUGCCUCCUACAGCCCACUGAAUAUUGGAGCGCCGGCGCAGGCCCUGGAUAUCUACCCCAAGACGCCCCGCGAAGGCAUCGACGCCUGGCUCGAGUUCUACACGCUCCCUCCGGACCAAGAGGGCCAGAGGCCAUCCCGUGUGGUCUGUGUCCGUCACGAUCGCUCAUGGGCGCGCGCGCGUGUGGCCGUCUUCUCAUCUCACGCCAUGAAGUGGCAGAUCUUCCCAGAGUCCAGGGGGUUGCUGCUUGAGCGCGACAGGCGCACGAUUCGUAAGCUUGUCGAUGGGUUCGUCUGCUGGUUACAGAGUGAAAACUGCAUUCUCGCUCUCAACACUGUCACCUUUCAGUUCUCUCGAAUGAAUCUGCCACCGCCCUUGAGAGGGCCAUACACAUACAUGUAUCGUACACCGCGCUUUGAGCUUGGUCAGACCAAGGAUGGGAAACUCUGUAUCGUGCAUGUGCAGGAAUUCACGCUUUCUGUUUGGCUCUGGACACCCGACGAUGACGGCGUCGAGAGAUUUAUGCUGCACAAGAUGUUUCAGUUGCACACAAUUGUUAAGGAGAUCACUAAGCGUUCAGUCCUGGACAAUGUUGACGCUGGAGGGCAUAUGAACGUUACUGAUGGAUUUGUGUACCUGUCUGUUGUCUAUGACAAGGGUAAGCAAUCUUCUAAGUGGUUCCUAUCCUUCUGCCUGGAAACAGCAGAGGUGAAGUUGCUCUUUGAGAAAACAUGCAGUAUUUACUGCCCUGUUGAUCCAUACAUCAUGGCCUGGCCUCCUUCUUUGAUGCACGACAAGGGGGAUUCAGAAACUGAAGUUGCCAGGGACACUGUUGGAGAUGAUGGUCCUGUGGGCACGGAAGAAGCUUCCCCUGUCCUCUUCACGGCAUUGCAGUUAUUCAAAGAAGCUUUGAUUGAUGAUGACAACGCAAAAUUUGUGGAGAUGGACGCUUUCUUACUUGAUGAUGAGAUUAGCUCCCUUUUGAACAAAAUCUCUACUUUAGAAGCAGGAUUAGCAGCUGGGAGAGACUGUGUGCUGAGAAGAGGUGCUCAUUCCAAUAUCAACGUGGAAGGGAUGGAAAGGAGGAGUUGGUGGGAAAUGUGCAAGGGGAUGUUGGGGAGAGUUUCUUCCCACUUCUUUGCCAAUUGAUCUUGGUGCCUUUCUUCUCACAAGUUAAGCGUCAGUUGAAAUGCAUUGGUAGUUUAGUUUUCGGAUCGUGCGAACGCAUUAUGUGCUAGUUGACUACUAUGUCUAACAAAGUGUAGCAUCAUCAGUACCUCCUCUAUCUAGUUUGCAAGAGACUUGUAUGUUUAACAUGCAGAGAUUGACCAUUCAGUGUCACCAUCAAUGUAAGUCAUGAGCCUCAUCCUAGUGGUUGUCAUCCUUGGUUCUGAAUCAUUGUAUGAG
Triticum urartu is the source of this 1856-nucleotide messenger RNA. RefSeq lists its product as uncharacterized. The record is from RefSeq and is a predicted model, not a curated record. NCBI's taxonomy places the organism in Eukaryota, Viridiplantae, Streptophyta, Magnoliopsida, Poales, Poaceae. Gene Ontology annotation, molecular function: protein binding.